This is a messenger RNA of Coffea eugenioides, 1355 nucleotides long. RefSeq names its product Golgi to ER traffic protein 4 homolog. Gene Ontology annotation, cellular component: cytosol. The transcript is spliced from 13 exons. The record is from RefSeq and is a predicted model, not a curated record. Gene Ontology annotation, biological process: protein insertion into ER membrane. The coding region runs from base 103 to 1086 and encodes 327 amino acids. Gene Ontology annotation, molecular function: protein binding. NCBI's taxonomy places the organism in Eukaryota, Viridiplantae, Streptophyta, Magnoliopsida, Gentianales, Rubiaceae.
CCUUUCAUUUUCGGCGGUUCCGAACGAGGAGACGCAUCGAAGAAGAGGGAUCUUCUCUUCUCAUCUGUGCUUUUGCAGCCAAGCCGGUGGGGAUAAAAAAUCAUGUCGCGGGAGAGAGCUAAGCGAUUGACCCUACCUCCUGCUAAAGAGAAUAUUGCCAAGCUUGAGAAAGUAGUAAAAGAAGGCAAUUACUAUGGAGCGCAACAGAUGUACAAGUCAUUUAGUGCUAGGUAUGUGACCGCUGAAAGAUAUUCCGAAGCUCUAGAUGUUCUUGAUUCUGGUGCUGGUCUACAAUUGGAAAAGGGACAGAAGGUUACUUGCGGGGCUGAGCUUGCCAUGCUAUUCGUGGACACACUUGUCAAAGGAAAAUAUGCUUAUGAUGACGAUACUCUCGAUCGUGUCAGGAAAAUCUACAAGAAGUUCCCUCGGAUAUCUGUGCCACAACAUCUUGACCUGACAGAUGAUGAUGACAUGCAGCAACUCUCUGAAGCCUUUGCUGCUGCAAAAGUUAGAGUCGAGGGCUGCUCAUCAUUUUUAAGAGCUGCUAUUAAGUGGUCUGUGGAAUUUGGAGCAUGUAGGAAUGGAUCCCCAGAAAUUCACGAUAUGCUAGCUGAAUAUAUAUAUUCUGAAUCUCCUGAGGUGGACAUGACCAAAGUGUCUUUUCAUUUUGUUCGAGGGAAGAACCCUAAAAAGUUUGCUUCAACACUGGUGAAUUUCAUGGGCAAGUGUUACCCAGGUGAAGAUGAUUUGGCCAUUGCAAGGGCAAUUUUGAUGUACUUAUCUCUAGGUAACCUGAGAGAUGCUAAUGGUCUCAUGGAUGAGGUGAAGAAGCAAAUGCAGUCUAAGGAGCUUGACUUUCCACAAUCAGAACUAAUCCAGUUUAUCAAUUAUCUUCUGUUGACGUUGCAGAGAGACGCUUUGCCUUUAUUUAACAUGUUAAGACAGAAUUACAAGUCUAGCAUAGAAAGGGAACCUGUAUUCCAUGAGUUGCUAGAUGAAAUAGCUGAGAAGUUCUAUGGAGUACGACGUAGGAAUCCCUUGCAAGGGAUGUUUGGAGAUAUUUUUAAGAUGAUGGGAGGUGAAUAGAACCUUAUCAGCCGUUGAAGCGACUCUAAAGCCAAAGAGACUGUACAUGGCGCUACCCCUAAGUGUCUGCUAUCUGCGAAAAUGAUUGAUGUUGGAUUAUAUUGUUAGGCCGAUUGUUGUAAUAUAGUACCUUUUUUCUUUUGCUAUAUGAAUUGCAUUUUGUUCAUUCUGGAGGCAGUCAAUUGGAGGUUGUUGUCACCUUCCCUGUCCAAAUGGUUUAAUUGAAUGCUAAGCUGAAUUUUUCAAUCGAGGAUUACUCAUUUCACUUA